CUUUUCACUUCUGAUCUGUAGCCAAAGUCUUUAUUACAGACCGGGAUGAAGAGUUCGGGGUAUUCCAUCGGGGAGCAGCAUGUAGUUAACUGUAGAAUCCAUUUCUUAUCCGUUUGUAGACAUUUUUAUUUUUUCCCCUUACAGCUGUUGUUUUUUACCUUUUAGCGUCCAGCCGACAUCAUGUUCCUGCGCGGCUCGAAGAAGCGACGGUCCAACCGCUCCCAGGAAGAAGAGGACCCAGACCGAGGCCAGCCCUGUAUGCGCUGCGGAGACCAGUGCCCCGGCUUCCGCGUCCACGGCUGGAGGAAGAUCUGCGUCCACUGCAAGUGUGUGCGAGAGGAGCAUGCGGUGCGAUCGGUGCCAGGGCAGCUGGAAAAGAUGAUGACGAAGCUGGUGUCGGACUUCCAGAGACACUCCAUCUCUGACGACGACUCGGGAUGCGCCUCCGAAGAGUACGCUUGGGUCCCACCUGGGCUCAAGCCUGAACAGGUGUACCAGUACUUUAGCUGCUUACCAGAAGACAGAGUGCCGUAUGUGAACAGUCCAGGAGAGAGAUACAGAAUAAAACAGCUGCUGCACCAACUUCCAGCCCAUGACAGUGAGCCUCAGUACUGCAACUCUUUGGAUGAGGAGGAGAGAAAAGAACUGCGUGACUUCAGCCAGCAGAGAAAACGAGAUAAUUUGGGCAAAGGCAUCGUCAGACCAUUCCCUGUCACCAUGACCGGAGCCAUCUGCCAACAGUGUGGCACACAGAUCUGUGGUGGAGACAUAGCCGUGUUUGCCAGCCGGGCAGGUCACGGCAGCUGCUGGCACCCCCAGUGUUUCCAGUGCUCUUCCUGCAGCGAGCUGCUGGUGGAUCUGAUCUACUUCUUUCAGGACGGACAGAUCUUCUGCGGUCGGCACCACGCUGAGAGGCUGAAGCCCCGCUGCCAGGCCUGCGAUGAGAUCAUUCUAGCCGAUGAGUGUACGGAGGCAGAAGGAAGGUACUGGCACAUGAAGCACUUCUGCUGCUUCGAGUGCGAGGCAGCACUAGGAGGUCAGCGCUACAUCAUGAGAGAGAGCAGACCGUACUGCUGCUCCUGCUAUGAAUCCCUGUAUGCAGAGUACUGCGAUACCUGCGGAGACACUAUAGGUAUUGACCAAGGCCAGAUGAUGUAUGACGGUCAGCACUGGCACGCGGUGGAGUCCUGUUUCUGCUGCGCUCGCUGUCAGCUGCCUCUGCUCGGCCGUCCCUUCCUCCCACGCGGCGGGCUCAUCUUCUGCUCCAGGUCCUGCUCUCUUGGUGAGGAUCCCAAUAACUCAGACUCCUGUGAUUCUGCGCUGCAGAGCAGAUCUCCUUUCCACAAGAAGACACCAGAGAGGCUGCACUGUGGUUCCCCUCUGCAGCCACUAGAGGGCGUCAGGCAUACUCCUGCAAAGGACUGCACGUAUACUGCUGUAGAGAACAGAGGCCUUCAGUGCAGCGCUCCAGUUCAGAACGGAGCUCCAUCACACUGCAGCCACCCUCAUCCGAGAGGUUCCUACUCCCCGCUGCCCCACAUUCAUCUGGGAAACGGCUUAGGGCCAACCUGGCCCAGUGACGUUCCACAUUACAGUCUGCUGCCAGGGGAAAGCAGCGUCAAACCCCCAGGCACCGGUUUUCAGUUGCAGAGAGAGCAGAAUGGAAAAACUGGACUAACUGGUCGUAAUUCAAGAGGAACUUCCACCAACAAGGACUGCAGGAACUGGGUGGAAAAGACUAAUCAGGCAAUGCAAGACACGCCUCCCCCCUCAUCAGACAACUCCCCCAUCCUCCCACCUCCUUUGCCCAUUAAGUCCCGGGACCUGAUGCCACAAGACCCAACGCCUCUGACCCCGUCUCAUCCAAAGGACCCGUCUCCUGACUCUCUUCCUCCGCUGACACGCAGCGGCCCGGCUAGAGUCAGCUUCAGGGAACCAAUCAGCAGCAGCUACUCCGUAGAAGAAGAUGAGGAGGAGGAGGAUGAAAAUGAGGAGGAGGAGAGGCUUCAUGUCAGCAUCGAAAACAAGCAGGGUGACGACGACGACGAUGAUGCUGAGGAGGGUGGGUUUGGAAGAAGGUUGAACCUUCAGAAAGGCGUUCCACCGCAGAUGGACCUGUUAGAUGGUUCGUCAUAUCAUCCGCGUCACCUGAGGAAUGGGUGGGGCCGCUCCCGUACCUCCUCUGACCCCGUUCUGCCUCCUAGUUCUGAGAGGCGCCUUCGAAGCGCGCGGCCAGAAAGGCCUCACCUGGACACUCUGGACCUGAGAGGAGGGAAAGACAGAGAUGGACGCAGCUCCUGCAGCAUCCCGUCCCUCAGCCUCCAGCAGGGACGCUACAAGCACGGAGACUCCUGUUCCACCUGCUCCUCGUCCUCCGAAUCAGAGGAGGAGGGCUUCUUUCUGGGACAGCGGAUUCCUCUGCCCCCCCAGCUUCGACAGCAGCAGCCUGAUGAGCCCAAAUCCCAGAAACCCGAGGAGGGGCCGGAGGUGCAAAGACACGGGGGCCUGAGAGGCAGCAUAAGGAGGAGAAGAGCUCUCAGUCACAGCGCAAAGGACAAGGAUAAAAACUGUGCUGUCUCCUGAGCAGCCGGAAAAUCACAAACCUUUUUAGGAAAAAGUUGAGCCCAGAUUGAUUUAUUCACCUUAUUGGUCUGGUUUCUGAUGGAGAAGCAGCUUCAAACCACAGCCUUCAUAUUUAACACACUGAGGGAAGCACAUUUUCCCUCAGAUGAGUCUCUACCAGACCUCAGGUUUAGGGCAUCUGUUUUUGUGGGACUUAGAGAUAUUAGUGCAAAAGCCUUUAAAAAAUCCUCUGUUAUUGAAGCACUUUAAAAAGUAGGUAAAUGCAGCCUUAAAUUUGAGAAAAUGUAUCCAAUGUUAAGAUAAAACUGUUUGUAACUACUGUAAUUUCAGUAUGUC
Cyprinodon tularosa is the source of this 2919-nucleotide messenger RNA. It is a transcript of the gene prickle3, whose product is annotated as prickle homolog 3. The transcript is spliced from 11 exons. The record is from RefSeq and is a predicted model, not a curated record. Gene Ontology annotation, molecular function: zinc ion binding. Lineage: Eukaryota; Metazoa; Chordata; Actinopteri; Cyprinodontiformes; Cyprinodontidae. Bases 181 to 2583 code for a protein of 800 amino acids.